AUGACACAUGUACACGAGUUAAAUAGACUCUCUUGGAACAGUGCCACUUUGGCACAUAACAGUCACAAGGGCGACCAGGCAGAGUUGUUUAGAAAUGGACAUUGUACACUAUUCCCUGAGGAGAAGGAGUUGUUGGGCCAUGUGUCAGGACGCUCACUACUUCAUCUUCAAUGUAACUCUGGUCAGGAUACACUGAGCCUCGCAAGACUCGGUGCCAAAGUCACUGGUGUCGACAUCUCUGACGAGGCCAUCUCCUUUGCCCAAACACUCUCGGCCAACUCCAACAUACCCGCGACAUUCAUUCGCGAUGAUAUACUACAUUGGAUGUCUGAAGCUGCCAAGAGAGGAGUCAAGUUCGACCGAGUGUUCACAUCGUAUGGCACCAUCGUUUGGAUCGCAGACUUGAAGGCGUGGGCGCGUGGAAUUGCCUCGCUCCUCGCCACUGGCCCAGACAGUCGCUUCGUUAUUGUCGACUUCCACCCAUUCGCACUCUACUUUGAUCAACAAUGGAAGCCUACCUAUGACUACUUUAACAGAGACGCGAUAGAAGAGAGUGGCGUUGGCGACUAUGUAGCCGACUCGGGCGAUGGCCUGGGAAGCGUGCACAGUGGCGUCGUCGACUUUGUCAAUCCACACAAGAGCUACGAGCACUUUCAUGGUCUUGGCGACAUAAUCAAUGCGCUGGCGUCAGCCGGCCUGGUCAUCGAGUGCGUCAACGAGUAUCCCUACAGCAACGGGUGGAAGGGAUUUGAUGGCAUGGUGGACAUUGGUGGAAAGCGCAUGGUGCCUCCGUCCAACAUUCCCAAGAUACCAUUGAUGUAUGGUAUCAGCGCGAGACAUCCUUCCUCCUCCUCAUCAUGA
Messenger RNA from Acytostelium subglobosum LB1, 861 nucleotides. RefSeq lists its product as hypothetical. The transcript has a single exon. The coding region runs from base 1 to 861 and encodes 286 amino acids. The record is from RefSeq and is a predicted model, not a curated record. Lineage: Eukaryota; Evosea; Eumycetozoa; Acytosteliales; Acytosteliaceae.